CCGCCGCCGCGAUGGUGCCGCUCUGGCGGUCCCGCUGUCUCGGCCGCGCGCUGGGCCGCUCGCUGCGCGCCCUGCGACAGAGCAGCCACUGAACCGUGGCAAACGGCGGUGACCUGCGCUGGCGACACCGCGGGUGGCAGAGCCCGAUGGCAGCUUAACCCUGGGGCUGCCCUUGGCCAGCUGGGUCCUGUGUUCGAUGACUCCUGGACACAUCUUCCGUUUAAAUAGCAAACAUGCACAGCCUUUUGUGCACACAUGUACGUGCACACCUACAGGAGGAAAAAUACCACUUCUCUUCCAGGGGAACUGUACUCUGGCAAGAUGCUCUCUCUCUGGUGUGGCUGGGAGCCAGGGAUUGGCUUACACAAACAGCAGGAAGCUUCUAGUAAAUAGCUCCAGUGUCUUCACUGUCCGGUACUUCAGAACCACUGCAGUACGUAGGGAUGACGUGGUUACAGUGAACACACCAGCCUUUGCAGAGUCAGUCACAGAAGGAGAUGUCAGGUGGGAGAAAGCUGUUGGAGACACAGUGGCGGAAGAUGAAGUGGUGUGUGAGAUUGAAACAGACAAGACAUCAGUGCAAGUUCCAGCCCCAGCAGCUGGUGUGAUUGAAGCCCUUCUGGUACCCGAUGGUGGCAAAGUGGAAGGAGGGACACCUCUGUUCAAACUCAGGAAAACUGGAGCUGCUCCUGCCAAGGCUAAACCAGCAGCAGCCCCUCCUCCUCCUUCAGCCCCUGAACCUGUAGCUGCAGCUGCUCCUUCUCCUCCCCCUCCCCCUCCUGCAGCACCAAUUCCCACAACAAUGCCACCAGUGCCGCCUGUGUCAACUCAGCCCAUUGACAGCAAACCAGUGUCUGCGGUGAAGCCGGCUGCAGCCCCAGCAGCAGCCCCUCCUGGGGAGGCAGCGCCCACCAAAGGUGUCAGAUCAGAGCAUAGGGUGAAAAUGAAUAGGAUGCGCCAGCGUAUUGCUCAGCGGCUGAAAGAGGCUCAGAAUACUUGUGCCAUGCUGACCACUUUCAAUGAGAUCGAUAUGAGCAACAUCCGGGAGAUGAGAGCUGUACACAAGGAUACCUUCCUGAAAAAGCACAACCUGAAGCUAGGUUUCAUGUCAGCUUUUGUGAAAGCUGCAGCUUUUGCUCUGCAGGACCAGCCUGUUGUGAAUGCAGUGAUUGAUGACACGACCAAAGAGAUUGUGUACAGGGACUAUGUGGACAUCAGUGUUGCUGUAGCAACUCCUCGGGGUCUGGUGGUCCCUGUGGUUAGGAAUGUAGAAAACAUGAACUUUGCUGACAUAGAGCGUGCUAUCCACGAGCUGGGGGAGAAGGCACGGAAGAACGAACUGGCCAUUGAAGACAUGGACGGUGGCACUUUCACAAUCAGCAAUGGAGGGGUUUUUGGGUCACUCUUUGGGACACCUAUCAUUAACCCACCCCAGUCUGCCAUCUUAGGCAUGCAUGCCAUCUUUGACAGGCCUGUGGCUGUGGGAGGCAAGAUCGAGGUGCGGCCUAUGAUGUAUGUGGCGCUGACGUACGAUCACCGGCUGAUCGACGGCAGAGAGGCAGUGACCUUCCUGCGCAAGAUCAAGGCAGCGGUGGAGGAUCCCCGCGUGCUGCUGCUCGACCUGUAGAGCAGUCACACCCCCACACAACCCACCCAGGACAGGCCACAGCACCAGCAGGGACAAUGCAGGGCAUUCAGGAACUGGCAAGGGUCAUUCCAGUCUCUCUCCCUCCGCUGUGAUUAGAGCUGUCCCAGAGGGAAUUACAGGGAUAGCUCCUACCUCCUUUCCUAUUCUGUUUAAUGAAGGUUUAGUAUCUCUCAAGAACUGCCAUGCAGUGGGCCAACCACUGAAUGGCACUGCCUUUCCAGAGAUAUCUGUACAGCAUCCUCUCCCUCACAGCACCAAAAUCUCACCUCUAGCUUGUCCAAUACCACUGGAAACUGCUUGCUGCUACCGUGCUAGGGUACUUUCCCCGCCCCUCCAUGACGGGUUCAGCUUUAUUGCCUAGCACUAAGGUUCCUGGGAAGGAGAGGAAAGGAAAGGCUACUGUCCUGUCCAUUUUUUGCUUGAAAAUAUUUCACACUCACCUGCCUUGCAAGGGCAGUCUGGGGGACCCCCAGGCUCCUUGCAGCAGAGGUUUUGACCAGAGCAGGGCUUGAGGUAGGUGUCAUGCUUCUGGCAGUGCCCUAGUUACACUCCCUCCACAGACAGUAACGUGGUGGCGGCAGCUCCCCUACUUUCCCUUGGAGAUUGUUUGUCUCUCACCAGCCUGGUCACUGUGGCGUGAAUGUUCGUGUCCAGGUGGGCAGCACCCGUGACCUCUGUGGAGGUAGCACUGUUCCUGGGACAACCCUUUCACCAUUACAGGCCUGACAUGGGGGUGAGAACGAGCCCCCAGCAACUCUCCUUGAAUCACAGCUCACUGGUGGUGGAUCUGACUGCUGGCUUCCUGCGUGCAGGGGCUUGGCCUGCUUCCAGCAGACACAGCUGGGGGGGCCAGGCCUUUCACUGUAAUGUAUAUCCCAGCCCAUGGGUGCUGGUUUUGGGGGGAGGGGUCAGUCCUUAAUCUGAUAGCGCACACAUGUAUUGAGGGGUGAGGGGGUUGCUAGUGCCUGCAGAGUCUAUUACUCUUACCCCCUACACAGAACUUGUAACUAAAAUAUUUAACACAGCGGAUUUUAAAUGAAAUAAAAGUGGGCAAUGACUGCAA
Pseudopipra pipra is the source of this 2711-nucleotide messenger RNA. RefSeq names its product dihydrolipoamide S-succinyltransferase (gene DLST). The transcript has 16 exons. The record is from RefSeq and is a predicted model, not a curated record. Lineage: Eukaryota; Metazoa; Chordata; Aves; Passeriformes; Pipridae. Gene Ontology annotation, biological process: tricarboxylic acid cycle. Gene Ontology annotation, cellular component: oxoglutarate dehydrogenase complex; mitochondrion. The coding region runs from base 197 to 1627 and encodes 476 amino acids. Gene Ontology annotation, molecular function: dihydrolipoyllysine-residue succinyltransferase activity.